AUGGCUGCCAGACACACACUGAACUUGACACCCUCUGCCAAUGCAAACAGGAUUCCAUAUGAGGACUUUUACCAUAAGUCUGCACAUGGUUUAGCCAAGCAGCUACAUGUCUUUGUCUGCCUUGCAUGGGUCCACCUCCCCAAGAAAGAUCAUGCAGGCAAGCACAGCACAAGAGCCAUUCCAGGAAUCAUGGUUGGCUAUGACAACAAGCACAAAGGCUGGAAAUUCUAUACCCCUGGCCACACCCCAUCUAUACAGUGGAGCAAUUCAGCUAUGUUCCAUGAAGCCAAAGGUUGGCAUGAUCAGCCCAGAGUGCAGAGCCCACUGCAGUUUGGGUUUGAGAGCCUUGAGGCAGAAGGUGCUAAACCAGAGACAGACAGCUAUGAGCCUGAACUGGAGGUAGAAGUGCUUGACAUGCAGAACCCACUUCCCCACACACACACUGCACUGCCUGCCAACCCUACUGAUGACAACAGAUCAGAGAUUGCUGUUGAAGAGAUGAUUGGAGAGGCACACAUGGCUGUCCUGAACCUCAUGCUGAUGCUGAAGGAAGCACUCACCAGUGACAAUGCACAACAAUGGCAGGAAGCCAUAUGCAAGGAGCUGGAUGGGUUUGAGGCAAUGGGAACAUGGGAAAUUGUGGACAUGCUGCCAAGCACCAAACUUGUCAACUCCAAAAUUGUCCUCUGCCUCAAGCUGGAUGCUGAUGGCAUACCUGUUUGGCACAAAGCGAGACUUGUCACACAAGGUUUCACACAGCAGGAGGGUAUCGACUUCAAAGAAACCUUUGCACCUGUGGCACCACUCAUUGCAAUAAGAGCCCUGUUGUCCUUGGCAGUGGAGUGCAACUGGGAAGUCCACCAGCUUGACAUCACAAUGGCUUACCUCAACUCCAUGCUCAAACAUGUGAUUUACAUGAAACCACCAGAGGGUGCUAAGGUGCCAAAAGGGAAAGCUUACCAAGUUGUCAAGGGACUAUAUGGCCUUAGACAAUCAGGACAGGAAUGGAACAUGGAGUUUGAUAAGUUCCUCCAGUGCUCAAAUUUCCACAGGCUUGACUCCCCAAAGCUGGAAACAGUCAAGUGUAUCAAGGAGGAAAUAGAAGCAAAGACCAUGGACCUCAAGCAAACCAGCUACAUCAAGCAACUACUGGAUGAACACUUGGACAAGUGCAGAAGAAAGUCUAGCAUACCACUUCAAGACAUCCCAGUCCCAGAAACAGCAGCAAGCAUAGCAGAGCAGAAGGAGUACCCACAGAUUGUCAGCAAACUUCUGUGGCUCUCCAAUGGAACACAUCUGGACAUCAGCCCAGCCAUUGGUGUCCUUGCACACUACAUGACACAGCCAUCAAAGGAGCAUUACAACACAGCACAGAAAGUACUCCAAUACUUGGACCACACAUGGGAUGUCCAUUUGCAAUAUGGCAGCAACAAGCAACAAGAUUUCCUGACAGUGCAUAGUGACACAAACUGGGCAAGUGACACUACAGUGCAGCAUAAAAGCUCAUCUGGCUCAGUGGUGUUUGUGUAUGGAAAUCUGGUAGCAUGGAAGUCAGCACUACAGCACUGCACUGCCUUAUCAGCAGUGGAAGCAGAAUUUGUGGCUGCAACAGAAGCUGCACAGGAAGUCCUGUUCUUCAAACACCUCUUCAAGGCCAUCAGAAUUGAUGUUGGUAUCCCCACAAUCUUUUCAGACAACACUGGCACCAUUCAGGUUAGCAAGGACCCCACACAACAUUGGAAGUUAAAGCACAUUGACACCAAGUACAACUUCAUCAUAGAUAACAUGCAAGAUGGAAAGGUUAAAAUCAAGUACAUUAACACUGCAGACAACUUGGGAGAUGUCUUUACCAAACCAGUGGGGAAGGAUGCAUUACAGCAUGUGUGA
Molecule: messenger RNA, 1887 nt
Organism: Ustilago hordei
Lineage: Eukaryota; Fungi; Basidiomycota; Ustilaginomycetes; Ustilaginales; Ustilaginaceae
Exons: 3
Coding region: 1-1887 (628 amino acids)
Source: RefSeq, a predicted model, not a curated record